Messenger RNA from Entamoeba invadens IP1, 648 nucleotides. RefSeq lists its product as hypothetical. The coding region runs from base 1 to 648 and encodes 215 amino acids. The transcript has a single exon. Lineage: Eukaryota; Evosea; Mastigamoebida; Endamoebidae. Gene Ontology annotation, molecular function: aminoacyl-tRNA deacylase activity. The record is from RefSeq and is a predicted model, not a curated record.
AUGGAAUGUGCUUAUAGGCAACUUGACACCCUCAUCACCAUUAUAACUGAUAAACCUCCCAAAGGAACUAUCCGCUGUUAUGAAAGUGCGAUACAAGAGGGUAUCACCUCAUCCUGUUUAAGUCGAGUGAAUGACAAUUACUAUAACUCGCCGUUUGAAGAGAGAAUAAGACAGUUGAACACCCCUUGCACUUCCCAAUUGUGUAAAUCCUUGAUUUUAGAGAAUACAGCUUUUCCACCAGGAGCAACAGAGACUCCCACUUUUGCACGAUUUUAUUUAUUAAUAGUACAAUACGUCGCACAGAUGCAAUCCCACAAACUGUUUAAGUAUCUCAGAGCGGUCAACCCCGAAGUCAAAAAGAAGUGUUUCCAUUUCAGAGUGGCCGACGAGUCUGAGGCAAUCACACUGUCCGGCUUCGAACAUAAUGCCAUCACUCCUUUUGGAAUGAAUAAAAAAAUCCCCGUCGUGUUGGCCGAUGAUAUCACUCGAUUGCCACAAGACUAUUGCUGGAUAGGUGGUGGAGAGAUCGACGUCAAACUUGGAUUCAAUGUCAAAGAAUUCGUCGAGAAAAUGAAGCCAAUGGUCACUGACAUUUACAAAAGAGAAGGAGAAAAAGACGAAAAGGAUGAAAAAGAGGAUCAAAACUAA